Messenger RNA from Podarcis raffonei (Aeolian wall lizard), 1299 nucleotides. Its product is annotated as sulfotransferase 1C2-like. Bases 164 to 1093 code for a protein of 309 amino acids. Lineage: Eukaryota; Metazoa; Chordata; Lepidosauria; Squamata; Lacertidae. Gene Ontology annotation, molecular function: sulfotransferase activity. The record is from RefSeq and is a predicted model, not a curated record. The transcript is spliced from 8 exons. Gene Ontology annotation, biological process: sulfation. Gene Ontology annotation, cellular component: cytoplasm.
GGCUCUUGGCUGGAUGCCUGGGCAUGAGAAAAACAGCAAUCAGAAGCACCUCCCUCCUCACCCCUCUGGACUCUGUCAUAUAAGCAGACACACCUCAGGCAGGUCCUGUACAGUGCAGUUUCUUUCAGAGGCAAGAGAAGAGACAGGGGAAAGAAAGUAAGGAAUGACAAAGCAGGCGAUGGGUCUCGAAUCUGAGCUGGAAGGUCUUGACCUGAAGUCCGAGUGUCGUCCAAUGCUGGUGGAAGUUGAGGGAGUUCCUUUGCUCAGAGAAAUGGAAGAGAACUGGGAUCAACUGAAAGGCUUCCAAGCGCGCCCUGACGAUCUUCUCAUCUGCACUUACCCCAAAGCAGGGACUACAUGGAUGCAGGAAAUUGUGUACAUGAUCCAGCAAGGAGGAGACCCCCAGAAAUACGCUCAGGUGCCAAUCUACCUACGGAACCCCUUCAUAGACCUUUUUCCCCCAGAGCCCGUACCCUCAGGCUUGGAUGUGGCGGCGGGAAUGCCCUCUCCGCGCACGAUCAAAUCCCACCUCCCAAUCCAGCUCCUGCCGCCUUCCUUCUGGAAGCAAAACUGCAAGAUUAUUUAUGUGGCCAGGAAUGCCAAGGACAACGCAGUCUCCUACUUUCACUUUCACCGCAUGAACAAAUUCCUUCCAGAGCCUGGCACGUGGGAAGAGUUUAUUGAGAAAUACAUUGCAGGGGGAGUGACCUACGGCUCAUGGGCCAACCAUGUUCGUGGAUGGUGGGAGGCCAAAGAACGUCACCCAAUUCUGUACGUUUUUUACGAAGACGUGAAAGAGGAUCCGGCCCGGGAAAUCCAGAAGGUAGCCCAGUUCCUGGGAAUAGAGCUCCCAGAAUUUGUUCUCAACCAGAUUGUGCAGCACACAGAUUUUGAGAACAUGAAAACAAACCCAAUGACAAAUUAUACCACCUUCUCUUCUGACUUCCUGGACCAAAGCAUCUCGCCCUUCAUGAGAAAAGGAACUGUAGGAAACUGGAAGGAACACUUCACAGUGGCUCAAAGUGAACAGCUAGAUCAUGUCUGUGCCCAGUUAUUAAAGGGCAGCAAUCUGACCUUCCGCACACAGCUGUAAGCAUCUCUCCAUUCCUCAUAGUGAGACUUCCAGUCUUUUGACUGAAGAGGAGCUGAAUAAAAGAUCCAUAUUGAUAAAGGGAAAAUCUCUUUGUUAUACAAUACUACUGAUUGAGGUGUUGUUUCUCAGACAGCUUUUAGGAUGUUGUUGUUGUUUUACAAUCAAGCAGUGUAUAAAUUUAAUGAAAUCAAUAAUUAAACCUGCUC